Molecule: messenger RNA, 797 nt
Organism: Cucurbita pepo subsp. pepo (vegetable marrow)
Lineage: Eukaryota; Viridiplantae; Streptophyta; Magnoliopsida; Cucurbitales; Cucurbitaceae
Source: RefSeq, a predicted model, not a curated record
AUGCGUUAAAAAUAAGGAAAGGAAGAUACCAAAGCCUUCGCCGCCCAUCGCUGCAACUUCUUGACAAGCUUGCAUUCCUUCCUCGGUGUCUUUUCUCUGCCAUGCCUAAAAUUGAGCUCAGCAACACAACAAAAGUGAUGCCACCAAAUUUCCUAUCCAGCCUAAAGCGACAUACUCGUCCCCUAAUUUGGAUGGCCGGCAUAAUCUGCGCCACCAUAGCUGUUGCUGUGAUUAUCGCAGGCAUCGUUAACUUCAUCGGCUACGUGACGAUCCGCCCUACGGUGCCUUCAAUCAGCGUAACCUACGGACAUCUCGAUAGAAUCCGAAACAGCAGAAUCGGAUUGCUUGAAGUCCAGAUGAAGAUCGUCGUCCGAGCCGAGAAUCAAAAUGCUAGAGCACAGGCAAGCUUCUCACAUACCGAUUUCGUCCUGAUCUUCGACGGCAUAGAAAUUGCAUCACUGAUGGCUCACCGGCCGUUCAAAGUGAAUAAGAUGAGCUACCUGGAUUUGCAUUUCUUAGUGGAAUCAUCGGCUAUUCCGCUCAAUCCUAUGCAGAUGCAGCAUCUAAGCUGGUCGCUGAAUAGGAAUUUGAUGCAAUUCGAUCUUAAAGGAAGCUCGAGAACUCGAUGGCGAGUUGGAGUUCUGGGACCGCUCAAGUUUUGGUGCCAUUUGAACUGUCGCCUCAGGUUUUACCCGCGCAAUGGAAGCUACAUUCCCGCGCCUUGUUCUUCAAAGGAUAAGUAAUUUGCGGAAGAACUUAAAUUUUGAAUUAAUUUUAAAACCACAAAUACAUGUAAA